This is a messenger RNA of Frankliniella occidentalis (western flower thrips), 503 nucleotides long. Its product is annotated as atrial natriuretic peptide receptor 1-like. Lineage: Eukaryota; Metazoa; Arthropoda; Insecta; Thysanoptera; Thripidae. The coding region runs from base 103 to 378 and encodes 91 amino acids. The record is from RefSeq and is a predicted model, not a curated record. The transcript has 3 exons.
UUGAUUUUAAAACAGGCCCUUUUGUUUCUCUUUGCAGGAAUUUCGGGCGACGUCAAAAUCGAUUCCAAUGGAGACAGAAUCGCCGACUACUCGCUGCUCGACAUGGACCCCGAGACGGGCGAGUUCAAGAUUGUAGCCAACUACAUCGGCGGCAAGCACCGGCUGGAGUACGUCCCUGACCGGCAGAUCCACUGGUCGGGCGGCCGCACCGAGCCCCCCGCCGACACGCCCCUGUGCGGCUUCGACGGCAGCCUCUGCCCAGACAACGCCCUGCCCGGGUACGCCAUCCUCAGCAUGGUGCUGAGCUCCGUGGUCGUCGUGCUGGCCGUCGCGUCCUUCUUCAUAUACAGGUACGUCGACCGGCUGAGCAUCGAAUGACGGACGGGUGCGCCGCCCCGAAGGCCCGGACGGCCCCCGCCAACCUCUGGGCCGAGCGGGGAGGCCGCCCAAGCACCGUAGCCUUUGGCUCGUUACAGCACCUUUCCGUUUUCAAAUCUUGUACA